GUCAAUAAUAAACAUUGAAGUUUUAAUGCGAGGCAGAGGGUUGACCUAAGCCUAGACUACCUAGCCCAUUUUUCAAAUAAUAAUAAUACUACAUACUGCCUUAUUUUAUAUUUAAGAUGGGCUCACGUCACACAAGUGGUCGUGAAAGGGAUCCAGAGGAUGUGAACGAAGGAACAUUUCAUGGCAAUGACGACUCUGAUGAUGAUUACCAAGAUUACGCUGCAGUGCUGGCGUAUUUGCUCCGCAGUGGGACUGUUCGGUUUACCUCAUCUCGUAAUCAGUUUGAAAGUGAUACCGAUAGUGAUUCAAUUUUUACAGCAUGUGUUCCCGAAGCUGAUCAGAAUCCAGACACAUCCAAAAUAGAUGAGAGUGACUUAAAACAAGAAUUUCUCCAUUUCAACUGUUGCAAACACAAUGAGAAACCUUAUGCAAGAAGACCGAUACCAAAAAUGCUUGUAAAGAGGAUGCAUAGUAGCCAAGGAGGAUUUACUCAAGCUGACCGCUGUGAAAUCAUUUCAAGUUUUUUACCAAACCAUAUGGAGGUAUUGAAAUCAUUUCAGUCCAAGGUGUUUUGUGGUACGUAUUCCAAGGACGGGACAGUGUUCAUGUCAGCUUGUCAAGACAAAUUUAUUCGGCUAUAUGAUACCACAUACGGACAAUUCAAACAGAUCCGGUGUAUACCCGCAAGGGACAUUGGAUGGAGUAUAAUAGACACAGCUUUCAGUCCAGAUGGGUGCUAUUUGAUUUACUCCAGUUGGUCUGAUAAAAUUCAUCUUUGUAACAUCUAUGGUGACUAUGAAACCCACACUGCGUUGGAUCUGCGAUCUGAAGAGCACUCACACUUCUGUGCGUUCACAGUCAAUUUUUCCAAUGAUAACAGAGAGAUUCUUGCUGGUGCUAAUGAUGGGUGCAUUUAUGUAUAUGACAGAGAAAAGAGUGAAAGAAUACUCAAAAUUGAUGCUCAUGAGGAUGAUUUAAGCGCUGUCAUCUUUGCUGAUGACUCAUCUCAUAUUAUAUAUUCGGGAGCCGAUGAUGGAAUGUGUAAGGUAUGGGACCGCCGUUGUCUGUCCGAGAUUUGCCCCAAUCCUGUUGGGGUGUUUGCGGGGCACACUGACGGCCUCACAUACGUUGAUUCUAAAGGUGAUUCAAGAUACUUGAUUACAAAUUCCAAAGAUCAGACUAUAAAGCUGUGGGAUAUGAGAAGGUUUGCUUCAAAAGAAACAAUACACCUAGCCAAGAAGGCAGUUGCACAACAAAACUGGGACUACCGGUUCCAACGAGUGCCAAGACGAUCCAAUAGGAAGAAGAAUUUAAAAGAUGAUCCCUCCUUGAUGACAUACAAAGGUCACGCUGUGUUGCAAACAUUAGUUCGUUGCUAUUUCUCACCUGCUUUUACUACUGGACAGCGAUAUAUCUACACCGGAUGUGCGUCUGGAGCUGUUGUCAUAUAUGAUGUGCUGACUGGUAAAGUUGUGUCCAAGUUGAAAGGACAUGAAGCAUGUGUAAGGGAUAUUUCCUGGCAUCCAUUUGAUAACAACAUCAUCAGUACAUCAUGGGAUGCUACACAUGGAUUUUGGGAAUAUCGAGGGCAAAAACCUUAUGAUAGAGAUGUACGUGAACGAGAACUUGGUGAUAGCGACUCAGAUGACGAUAGUAAUGAUGAAGACAAUGACAACCAGAAGAAAGGGACUGUGAAAAAGAGACGCUUACAUCGAUUAAAUUAUUGCAGACCAAGCUUUCGGUAAAAGCUGUCUGCAAGAUAAACUGUGUCUACCUCAUAGGGCAUAUACAGUAUACUAGUGCAAGACCAUUACCGUCGUUCCUGGGGUAUAAACCUACCUCUGGUAUGAUCCCACCCCUUACUUUACACCCAAUUUCAAGUACCAGUCUUCCUUCUGGAAAAAUUCCAGGGUGUGUUUUGAAAUAAGAGCUCAACUGACAAAUAUUUUGAAAGAAAAAAAAAAAUCAGUUUUGCCUUGAAUUAGGCAUGCAGUAAUGAAAUAUUGCUUUUUGAUUAGUGUUUUAAAAUUUCAAUUUUUAUUAGUAAUUUUUUUUUUGUGAAAGGCGAUCCUCAGCUAUAAGCCCGCACCAAAACAACCUGCCAAAUUUUGUUUUCAAGGGGGUGUUUGGGGUAUGCUUAUACCAGAAGAUCUAUGGUAGUUACAACACAUGCAGGCUGUCAAAAUUAAAUCAUGCACCUAGCCUAGGGUAAUCUGAUUUGCAGUAUGAUCAUUGGUCAGUCUGUGAGAAGUUCAGCACAUACUAUAUUAAUUUGAUUUUAUGUGUUAGCACAGAUUGAAUCAUAUUGAAGUGCACAGUAGGCAUUUCUGAAGCUGUGUGUAGGCCAGUGAAGAUUUUGGAACCAGACUUUUUGAAACCAUGACAUUCGUAAUAUCUGGUUCUAUUGUUUGAUGUAUUGUAGUUAAAAUAAAUACUUGCAUAGAUUUUAGAACCUUUGGUGACAAAUUACAGUUUAAGUGUCAACAGUAUUGUGACAUUUUAAGUAAAUGUUUACAGUUUAAGUGUCAACAACAUUGCAAAUGGCAUAAGACUCAUGGAAGGAACUGCACUAAACUCUGGUGCGUGCACCUUGCACCUUAAUGUAUUUCUUUUGUUUGUAUACAAGCAAGUUUCUGGAGAGAAUCUUUACAUAAAACUGGGCAGAAAUUUUGUUGCAGCUUUUAAUCAUUGUAAAAGAAAGAAAGAUCUAGCCAGAAUACCUGCAACUUUUUUUUUUAUUGCCGUUGAUAUCAAAGCCCAGUUUCAAAAUUACCUUGUUUUUAGUUGUCUGGGUUGUGAAUUAAUGUCUGUUACCCAGUGUAUAUAUAAUCUGACACAGCCUGGGAUGUCCAUCUACACCACAUGUGGUCCAAACUGCAAAUGUGCUGUGGCCCACAAAAAUAAAAAUCUUGUUUAUCAAAGCACAUUUGAAGGUAUCAGUCAUUGUUUUUAUUCAAUUAAUUAUAUUCAGUGUUCUGAUAUUUCCAUGACAAGGACAGUGCUAUAAUAUGAAAUUAUCCCACCCAUUAUUGCAUGAGUUUGUUAAAACGUCUAUGUUAUACUGUAUGUACAUUUCCUGUGCUCAGUAACAGUAUUUUUAUCUGUAUAUGUUCAUUCAUUUACAAAUGCAGGCCUGGAUUGCUGUACUUUACCUAGCAAAAUCAUCAUCCCUUGCCUGAAUGAUAUAGUACAAACUGCUGAAUUAUUCUUUAAAGCUGCAUUAAUCCAGGCCUAGCUUAUAUGAGAAGUAGUAGUAACAAGUACCCAUAAUGUAAUAAUUUCCUAUUGGUCCUUUUGAUUUGUGUAUUCCUUUUUAUCUGGACACAAGUAAAUUUUAUGUAAUGUAGAGUAUAGGCCUACAGUUUGUAGUUAAUUAUCAGUAGCGGAUCCAUGAAUUCGAAAUAGAGGGGGCCCAGGGAGGGAUCUUCAAAGAUGGAGGGUGUAGACCACCUCAACUCCCACUAUGGUUGGGGGCUGAGGUUAAAAAACAUAUGAUUAUGGCACCACUAAAUGGCCAGAAAUAGCACUCCCAAGAUUUAAAUUUAAAUAUAAUUUUCUUUUUUUCUUCACUAUUUUAGGCACCCUCUCCUCCCCCGUUUGAGCCAACACUGUUUAUGUUAUAUGGUCUGUUUCUUUCUACAGGGUCCAUAUCACAAAUGCUGUCCAGCAAAAAAAAAUUAUAAAACCUAUUUAUACUGAUCUUUCGUAUUGCAAGGUGUUCUGUACUUAGGAACCAGUUUUUGCCAAUGGUGAAAACACCCGGGUUCUGACAUUCUGUACCCCAAACAUUUCAAAACUGCAUUUUUGAAUAUUAUUUCCCUGUAUGUUUGUUUAUUCACCAGAAUAUAAUAUUUAAGAUGAAAAAAGCAGACGUUUAUCAAGGUAUUGCUGUCAAAUUUAUAUAACACAUUUUAGAUACAAUAGUUUCUGGGCAAGAACUGCACCGAACUCGGGUGCACUUCUCUGUCGAGAAUAAUAUUUUGUUUCAGUGACGGAUCUAGGAGACUGCAAUGGGUGGGGGUCGAAGGUAAAGUGGUGGAAUCGAUGGUUAAGCGAAUGGUGCUAGAAUGCAAAAUAUGUGGAAAUGAGGUUAUACUUGAGCAUGAUUUUUUUUUGCUUCGGACAUUUUCAAGAUGGCGGUGGGGGAGCUUUCCAUCCUAUCCCUUUUUACACCAUCCAGUUUUUUCCAUUCCCCUUUUCUCCAUCCCGGGGUUCCCCCACCCCCUUUGUUUAUUAUCAUUUUCCUUGACCGUUUUUCCCCUCCUGGUACAGUAUUUUAGUGCAACACGGUUGGGUAAGUGAACAGAAUGAGGGCUGGUGUCCAGAAGCCAGAGGUCCCCGUUUUUACUCUUUGAGAGACUAAUUUGUUGGGUAUUUUUAUAAUGUAAUCUCCAUAAUUUCUUGCGAAAUCCCAAAAUAGCCAGUCAUGUCCUGAUAAACAACAACUAGCUGGUGAUUCAUGCCUUGCCCAAAGCCGGUCUGUUACUGGGUCAAAACGUUUUGGGAAAUUAAUGGUACAUGGGCUAACCCUACAUGAGAAGUGUUAGCCCACCAACUACAUGUGUUGGGUGAAACCACCCAGCUAACCGUGUAACGCCACCACUGGUGCAAUGUAUGCUUUAUGGCGUAUAAAGUCACUUUAUAUACAUAACGUAGUUACAAGUUUUUGAUUUUAUAAAUGGUUGCAUUGAAAUCGCAUCAUGUGAUUUCGAUAAAUAUUUUUAAAGAAUGUUUUUUUUUUUUUUCUUGUUUAACCCCAAUUUUUGCAACUGAAAAGUGUGCAAUUAUUUUAGAAACAAAGAUAUGUGUAAAUCCAGUAGGUUAAUAUUAGGUGUAAAUUAAUAAAGAUUAUAUGCAAAUUUA
Molecule: messenger RNA, 4863 nt
Organism: Anneissia japonica
Lineage: Eukaryota; Metazoa; Echinodermata; Crinoidea; Comatulida; Comatulidae
Product: DDB1- and CUL4-associated factor 11-like
Exons: 15
Coding region: 117-1745 (542 amino acids)
Biological process (GO): proteasome-mediated ubiquitin-dependent protein catabolic process
Cellular component (GO): Cul4-RING E3 ubiquitin ligase complex
Molecular function (GO): protein binding
Source: RefSeq, a predicted model, not a curated record